Sphenostylis stenocarpa is the source of this 1191-nucleotide messenger RNA. NCBI's taxonomy places the organism in Eukaryota, Viridiplantae, Streptophyta, Magnoliopsida, Fabales, Fabaceae. The record is from the annotation of a GenBank genome assembly.
AUGGAAAGGUGGCACCUGCCUGGCCGUUGGAUCUCAUCAAUGGAUUAUCGACACGUCAAUGUAUCGGAUUUUGCUCGGGCCUUGGUGGAUCACUGCAUAUUAACGUGGGCCUUUGAGUACGAGACCGUUAUGGAAGCACUGUUAUCCAAGCGAGUUCAAGAAAUGGUCCAAAAUGGUGAUGAACCACCUCCACCGUAUGUUUGUAGAGAUGAUAAUUCCUCACAAACUGUGCCUUCAGCGUUAUGUUCUCUACCCAUCAUUGAUUUUGGGCUCCUAGCUUCAUCAACACCAACAACUAAACAAAAAGAAGAGCUACAAAAGCUAAGAACAACUCUCUCUUCUUGGGGAUGCUUCCAAGCAAUAAACCAUGGGACAUCAAGCUCACUUUUGGACCAGGUUCGUCAAGUUGCAAGGGAAUUUUUUAAGCAGCCAUCCGAACAAAAGAAGAUCAUUUCCAAAGGGGUGGAAGAAUUUGAAGGGUACGGUGCAGAUCCAAUUCCUGAAGAAGGUCAGUCUUUAGAUUGGUCUGAUCGUUUGUGUCUUGAUGUAUACCCUGAAGAUAGAAGGAAGUCAAGCUUGUGGCCAGAAAACCCAUCAUCCUUUAGGGAUGUUCUGGAAGAAUACACAACAAAGAUGAGAGAGGCAACAAAUCUUAUUUCUAGAGCUAUGGCGAACUCAUUAGAUUUAGAAGAAAAUUGUUUCCUGAAACAAUUUGGUGAACAAGCACUAUUGCAAGUGAGGUUCAACUACUAUUCGUGUUGUGCACGACCUGAUCUUGUGCUCGGGCUUAAACCCCAUGCAGAUGGAUCAGGGUACACAAUUAUACUGCAAGAUGACGUUGAGGGUCUCCAAGUCCACCGUAGUGGGAAAUGGUUCACAAUUCCCACAAUUUCUCAUGCCCUUUUAGUCCUCAUGGGUGAUCAAAUGGAGAUAAUGACUAAUGGAAUUUUCAAGAGUCCGGUGCAUCGGGUAUUGGUGAACUCCAAGAGGGAAAGAAUAUCUAUUGCGAUGUUCUAUACUCCUCAGCCAAACAGAGAAAUUGGACCAGAACAAGGUUUGGUGAAUGAAGAACAACCAAAGAUGUUUAAGAAAGUGAAAGAUUAUGCUGAUACGCAUUGGAGAUACUACCAGCGAGGAAUGAGAUCAAUUCAUGUGGCAAAGUGUGAAUCAGAGUUGUUACUGGACUGUUAG